GCUCGGCGAUGGCGAGGCGGGCGGCAGGGGGCACCGGGCCCCCCGGGGACGAUUUCUCCUUCGUAAGCCCGGCGGUGAAGUACGUGCUGUUCUUCUUCAACAUGCUCUUCUGGAUGAUCUCAAUGGUGAUGGUGGCGGUGGGGGUCUACGCCCGGCUGCUGAAACACGCAGAGGCAGCGAUGGCAUGCCUGGCAGUGGACCCCGCCAUCCUGCUCAUUGUGGUGGGCAUCCUCACCUUCCUCAUCACCUUCUGUGGCUGCGUCGGCUCCUUGAGGGAGAACAUCUGCCUGCUGCAGGCGUUCUCCAUCUGCCUGACCAUCGUCUUCCUCCUGCAGCUGGCAGCUGGUGUGUUGGGCUUUGUCUUCUCUGAUAAGGCACGUGGCAAGGUUAGCGAGAUCAUCAACGGUGCCAUUGUGCAUUACCGGGAUGACCUGGACCUGCAGAACCUCAUCGACUUUGGGCAGAAGGAGUUCAGUUGCUGUGGGGGUGUCUCCUACAAGGACUGGUCCCAGAACAUGUACUUCAACUGCACUGUCACCAACCCCAGCCGGGAGCGCUGCUCUGUCCCCUUCUCCUGCUGCCUGCGGGACACCAAUGAGGUUGUCAUCAACACCAUGUGUGGACAGGGGAUGCAGACCAUGAGCUACCUGGAGGCCAGUGCCUUCAUCUACACCAAUGGCUGCAUCGACAAGCUGGUCAACUGGAUCCACAGCAACCUCUUCCUGCUGGGGGGCAUCGCCCUGGGUCUGGCAGUCCCCCAGCUGGUGGGCAUCCUGCUGGCUCAGAUCCUCAUCAACCAGAUCAGGGACCAGAUCAAGCUCCAGCUCUACAACCAGCAGCACCGGGCAGACCCCUGGUACUGAGUCCUGGGCACAUCUUGGUGGAGCCAUGUCCACCCCUGUGCCAAGCCCAGGCCUCCAAGGGGAUUUUCCAAACCUGGAUCCAUAGGAAGAGACAAUGGAGCUUUACCAGAGGAGUCUGUGGGGGACUGUGGACAUGUGGAUCCAUGUGUGGUGGCCACUGUGCUGCAGAGUGAUGUGACAGAACACUGGGGACUCUGUGUGCCAGGUUUGCUGGGACUGUGCCCUGUCUGGGGACUGAACCAGCCCUGGUGAACUGCUGUCUGUCUGUCCUGUCCUGGGUGGCUGCCAGCAGGUCACACGCAAAGCAGGUUUGCACUUCCUAUCUCUCAUGCUGGAGAUGAAUGUCUGUCUG
Molecule: messenger RNA, 1215 nt
Organism: Dryobates pubescens (Downy woodpecker)
Lineage: Eukaryota; Metazoa; Chordata; Aves; Piciformes; Picidae
Gene: TSPAN33
Product: tetraspanin 33
Exons: 8
Coding region: 9-863 (284 amino acids)
Cellular component (GO): membrane
Source: RefSeq, a predicted model, not a curated record